UCUUUCCCAACUGCACUUGCAGCUCUGUUCUCCCAGCCAUUGGCGCUCCCUCGGCCUGAAAACUGAGAUGGCACCCCAGUGUCAAAUUCGACAGGCCUUCGCUCUCCCGGAGUCUUACCUUCACCUCUCCCAGCCAUUGCGGAGGACAGAGACUGCAGGCCUUUUCUCCUCUCAUGCUGAGCACCAAAGCAGCAGCCCUGCCUGGCCACCUGCAAAGCCACAUGGAUUCUCAGUUUUUGUGUGCAGUGGGGAUGCAGCAAACCUCUGGCCGCUGGUCUUUCUGGGGUAAUGAUGCACGGGGGGGGGGUGUAAAAAACCAAGAGCAUCUGUGGGACUGACCCAUCUUUUGGUGCCCUAGUCGCACAGCUAAGCGGCUGUGAUAUGUGACCUGACAGUCACUUUGCAAAAGCAUGCAGGUGCAAGAGGAUCCUUUGCAGAAUGGCUGCUUCCAGGAUCCGGCUCCUUUGGCGAGCUGCUCUGGCCUCCGAUGAGGCGCCGCGGGCCGGGAGGCGGCGCUGCUGCCCGGCGCCCGGGCGAGGGCGGCCUCCUCCUGGGCGGGGAUGGCGGCGGAGCCCCCGGGAGCGCGCGGCUUCUACCGGGAGCUGCCCAAAGUGGUGAGGCCGGGGCGGGAGAGGGGCGCCGGGGCCAGGCCUUCCUUCCCCCCCACGGCCAGGGGCCUGCGGGGAGCGGCAGCUUCGCGGCGCGGCCCGGGGCAAGGCGAGAGCCGGGCGGUGUGGCGGCGAGGGAGAGGCCGGGGUGGAAAGGAGGCGCCGGAGAUGGCGGCAUGCCGAGAAAGAACGGGCAAGGCCCGAGAGUCGCCGGCCGCCUUCCAGGGAGCAUCUGGGGGGCGCGCCUGCCUCGCGGGCCGAGGGUCCUGGCUCAGGGGCGGGUCUCCCGGGCUGAGCGGGUCUCCCGCCUGAAAGGAGCUCUGGCGAGUCCGUGGUCCCAAUCCCUUCACUGAGCUGGGUGGUGUAAGACAGCUUCUUACACUUGCUAGCCCUCCAUUUUUUAGCCCCCCGAGGGAGUGGCCAUCACUGCAUGCAGUUAAUUCUGUAAGUGAAUGGUUUGUUCUGUAAAAAAGAAUUAUUUUUGUCUUUCAUGAACCUAUUGCCAGUCAGUUCCGAUGGAUGAUGAGAGAGAAUUUAUAUAUCCCACUGAGGAAUUUCUUCCUGUGAAGCAUCUUGAAGCUAUCCACUGUUGUUGAUCCAACCACUUCUACUUCUUGUGGCCCCCAGAAGGCUGUCAAGAGGAGAAUGCGGCCCUAAAAAAAAGUCCCCUGCUCUUGUGUUGUGUAGGCGGCCAGAAAUAAGAACUGACAGCUUAAGGUUAAGGAAGAGAGGGGACUGGGAGGGGGAAAGGGGGUGUUUUUAAAAUGUUUCUAAUGAAAUUUGGGGAGCGUUGAGCACGUAUUUGCUUCUGAAUUAGGAGCUGCAUGCCCACCUGAAUGGCUCCAUCAGUUCUGCUACCAUGAAGAAAUUGAUGGCCCAGAAACCAGACCUUCAGGUUCCUCAUGGAAUGACCAUGAUUGACAAGGGCAAGAGAAGAAGCCUGGAAGAGUGAGUAUGUCUCAAGUCUGAGCCUUAAAGGAAAGGCCUGUGCUGGAAUUUAUUAGGUGAAGCAUCUGCCUGGCUGCCUCCUCCCGCAACAGAUCCCAUUCCCACCCUCUGCACCUGUUGCUCAGAUGGAUGUGUGCUGCUCUUUAGAUGCAAGGAGAAAUCCCUGAGCCGCAACUUCGGCCUUGUGCAUGGUUGAAUGUGUUAGCAUCAGCAGCUCACCUUCAGAUGAAGCACAGACCUGAUGCUGCGUCCUCACCCCCUAAUUCCCAACCAAACUCUUUGUUUGGCACUCCUGUUCCUCCUGCGCUGCAUAAUUAACGCCUCCAUAUGCUCUUAAUUGGCAGCGUCAGGCUGUAGCAGAGAAGGGAUGAGGACCUCUGCAUCAGCAUCCAAGGGACCAGCGCUUUUGAUGCCUCUCUUCCUUGAAUGCUUUCAUCCCAGCUGGUCUUUAGAACAACUUGUAAGAGCUUGAACUUUAGGUUUGUUUCUUUGCUCCUCCCUCCCUAUCCAUUUUUCUUUUGUGCUGAGUCUUUUUAGGUUAUAAUGCUGAGGACAAGUUGUCUUCCUUUUUAUAUUUUAUAUUUAUUUAUAUUUAUAUCAUUUGUAUAUUUAAUAUUCCUUUUAUGUGUACAUUUAAUUCAGAGGUGCAUGCGUGUGGGAAGGGAUGCAUGAUAAAUGCAGAAAUCUAUUUGAAACAAAGGUGAUCUCUGGAAACGAGUUCAAAAAGCUGAUUUUGGGGGAGUGUGCCACUUUUCCCUUUGUUUUGAUGAAUGCCUAUUCAUUGCAAUUCCCUUUUCUUUCUUUAGGUGUUUUCAGAUGUUCCAGAUCAUCCAUCAGAUUACCAAUAGGACUGAAGACAUAUUAAUGGUAAGCUAACUCAAACUUAAUUUUAAUGUGUGUUCUCAUAGCAUGGAGCUUCCUGCAGACAAUGGGAAGCCGGCCAGCAUUGCAGAAGGUGGUCCCUGCUCUGCUCCGUGCUGGUUAACGUGGCGCACAGGAGCCAACUGAGCGGGUGGGGGGGAUCCAUGGGCCAGUUAAAUGAUCCCCAUGGGCUGCUUGUGGCCUAUGGGCCUUAGGUUGCCAGCCCCUGGUGUGGUGCUUCGAGUGUUGGACCAGGGUUCAAAUCUACUCAGCCAUGAAGCCUGGUGUGUGACCUUUGGCCAGUUGCUGCCUCUCAGCCUUGCGUAGCACAGGGAUGCUGGGGGGAUGAAAUGGGGUGGGGAGAACUAGCCCGACCACCGUGAGCUCUUUGGAGGAAAGAAGGUGGAAUAGAAAUGCAGUAAGUAAAUACAAAGAAUAGAAUAGAAUCAGUCUUUUGCUGCUGAUGAAAAGGAAUCAAUCACUGGCCAAGCAUGGGGUUGUUUUUUGUUUUUUAUUCUUGGUGUAUUACUUACAUAUAUCUCUGCUUUUCUUUCACCCUUCCCUUUAAGGAGCUCGGAGUGUGGCACACAGCCAUCUCUUGCCCUUCCCAGCUCAGACGUUCUCCUUGGAGCAGAGCAGGGUUAGACUCAGUGAUCAUCACUGGCCAAAGAUCACCCAGUGAGCUUACUGGCUGAACAGGAUUUGAGGCUGACUUGUGUGUGCUGUUUUGAGACUGAUGGACAGCUGAUCAUUGCAAAGAACUGAAGAAACAGAAAAAUAUUAGCAUGUAAGGUGUGGUUAAAUAAGGUUUGGCAGCUGGAGCAAUUAUUAAAAAUUGGUGAAGUGGUAGGUAGCUGAAUUCCAAUCAUUAAUAAAAAGAAUUCUUAAUGGAUGGAGUCUUUUUAGAGGCGCGGAGAUGAAUACAAACUCAUGUCUUACUAUUUCACAAUUCACAUUACAGUAUUUUUGAAGUGUUAGGGUUGUAAAUGAAUUGUAUAUGAAGCAUAACUUUUAUAUUCUAAAUUUUGCAUAUAUUUAUAUUUCAUGAUGAUAUAAGAAUUAUUUCUGAAAAAUAGAACCAGGUAUGUGAGUGAAUUUGAGAUUUGAAAUGAUGGCAGUGUGCUUUGUGAAUAUCCUUUAGGUUCAAAAUACCGCUAUAAUUUCAGGUAAUGAAAGAUGUUGUCCAGGAAUUUGCUGCUGAUGGAGUCAAGUACCUAGAGCUAAGGAGCACGCCCAGAGAUGAGCCGGCCACGGGUGACAAUUUCCCUUUCAAUUUAUAAUAGCCUGCUCUUUGCCACUAAGCACCCCCGCCCCCAAGUUCUCCUCCAAGAAGAAAUGCUCUCCCCUCACCAGGAUUUGGCGAGAGUGGAACAUCCAAAUACCUCACAACAGCCACUCCCUUCCAAGAUGGGGCAUUGCUUUCCACAGACAUACAUUCAGUGAAAUAAUUUAUUUUUCAUUUUACAGAAAACAUACUCAAGGUUGCUUGCAUUAAAAAAAACCCACUCAGCAAAACUACAAAUAAAAUAAAUUAUUAUAGAACAUCAGUUGAAAAAGGCAGCUGUGUGAGGGAGAAGUGCUCCCCCCUUCUUGAGCAAGGCAUGUUCUCCUCCCCCCCCCCACCAGCUGAGGUCAGGGGGGAGCACUUCUUGCUCCAGCUCACUUCAAGCUCCAGGUCUUGCCUUGAAGCCCCUCCCUUACCCGCUCGACAGCUGACAUCAUAAGGCGGGGGGGGAGCCCUUGGGGGCCAAAGGGGAGGCCAGGGCUGGUGGAGGUUCCCCACCUAGAUUCCUCCUCUAGGGUGAAAAGCAGUCCAUAACUAUUGGGAAUAGAUUUUAUUUAUUUCAUUUCAUUUCCCUUCUUAAUUAGGAUAGACCAGCUUUCUACAUUCCUAUACACAAGGCAGCUUACAAGCUGAAGAAACGAGACUAUACGAGAGCACACAUCUUAAUAACUAAAUGGCAUGGAGAAGUUUUUGGUGCAGUGGGCCGGACUGGACUGGGCUGGGUAUGAAUAGCCUCAUCUCGUGCCCUUUCCUGGAACCUCCUGGCUUUCAGGAUGGAGCUAAAGCCCCGCCAUUUUUUUACCCCAGUGGCUUUCUGCAGUAGUGCAACCCUGGCUUGGCAAAUGUCUGCACUUGAGUGCUGUGAAAUGAAAGCCGGGGGGGGGCGGUCAGUUGUGACCUGACCUUUAGUGAUAUAUGGAUUGGGGUAUGACUGAGGUCAAGGCAUACCAGGAAACAAAACCCUAGGGGGUGUGUGUGUGUGUGUGUGUGUGUCAAAAACACUUUAUACCUUCUGUUUGAAAGGAAUGCAGAUCUUCUCUUCAUAGGUAUGACCAAAAGGACCUAUGUGGAAGCUGUACUUGAGGGUGUAAGACAAUGCAAGGAAGAUGGCUUGGAUAUAGAUGUUAGGUAAGUUUGCAAGUGAUACACGGGUGGCGCUGUGGUCUAAACCACAGAGCCUUGGGCUUGCCGAUUGGAAGGUCAGCAGUUCGAAUCCCCAUGACAGGGUGAGCUCCCAUUGCUUGGUCCCUGCUCCUGCCCACCUAGCAGCUCAAAAGCACGUCAAGUGCAAGUAGAUAAAUAGCUACCGCUACAGCAUUUCCGUACGCUGCUCUGGUUCGCCAUAAGCGGCUUAGUCAUUCUGGUGACAUGACCUGGAAGCUGUCUGCGGACAAACGCCGUCUCCCUCAGCCUAUAGACCGAGAUGAGUGCGCAUCCUCAGAGUCGUCCGCGACUGGACCUAACGGUCAGGGGUACCUUUACCUUUACUUAAGUUUGUUAGCCAGACUCCUUUUGUUUUAAAUGCCACUGAUUCUAGUGCUGAAUCUCCAGCAAAGGAUUCCCCGAGCUUAUCUGGUGUUUGCCCUGUCUCUCUGGCCUUUUCUGCGAGAGGAGCUAAUUGCAUUCACUUGAGCAGGAAAAGAAGUUGGCUGCCGCUGUACAGUUUUCAACCUGGACCAGUCCCUACAUCACAGUCCUCAUUUGUGAGCUAAUGGUUGUUACUUCUGCAAUAAUAUGGCUAUCUAUAUUCUAGGUUUCUGUUAUCUGUGGAUAGAAGAGGAGGACAAACAGCUGCCAAGGAAACAGUCAAACUCGCCGAAGAUUUCCUGCUUUCCACAGAUGGAGUGGUGGUAGGCUUGGACCUCAGUGGAAACCCUUCAGUAAGCUUCCUUUAAAAAGAAGAAAGAAACACCUCUGCCAUCACCCAAACUAUCAUAUGUUUCUAUCAUGAUUCAAGCCAGCCUUCGUCAACCUGCUUUAAACCAUGAGUGUUGUGACCUGCCUUGGGACCUUCGGGUGAAUGGUGGGAAAUAAACAAAUAAGUGGAUGCUGGGACUGUGCUGGCUCAAGCUGAGCAGAGUAGUAAUGCAAAACAGCUGGAGGGCACCAGGUUGGUGGAGGCUGUGUUAAGGCUUCUGUUCACCUGUAUCUUAAGAACCUAAGAAGAGCCUGCAGGAUCAGGCCAAUGGCCCAUUUAGCCCAGCAUCCUGUUCUCACAGUGGCCAACCAGGUGCCUGUGCCAAACCUGCAAGCAGGAUUUGAGCACAAGACUCGCCUCCAGGAACUGGCAUUCAGAAGCAUUGCUGCCUCUUGGCUCUGGAGGCAGAGCAGAGCCCUCAUGGCCAGGAGCCCUCCAGAGCCCCCUCCUCCUCCAUGAAUUUGUCCAACCCCUUUUUUUAAAGCCACCCAAGUUCCAUAGUUUAGGGACGCGGGUGGCGCUGUGGGUUAAACCACAGAGCCUAGGACUUGCUGUUUGGAAGGUCGGCGGUUCGAAUCCCUGCAACGGGGUGAGCUCCUGUUGCUCGGUCCCUGCUUCUGCCAACCUAGCAGUUCAAAAGCAUGUCAAGUGCAAGUAGAUAAAUAGGUACCACUUUGGCGGGAGGUUAAACAGCAUUUCCGUGCACUGCUCUGGUUCGCCAGAAGCGGCUUAGUCAUGCUGGCCACAUGACACAGAAGCUGUACGCCGGCUCCCUCAGCCAAUAAAGCAAGAUGAGCGCUGCAACCCCAGAGUCGGCCGCGACUGGACCUAAUGGUCAGGGGCCCCUUUACCUUUAAUUUCCAUAGUUCAACUCUGUGCUGCUUGAAGAGGUGCUUUGUCCUGAAUCCUCCCAACAUUCGGUUUCUCUGGCUGCCCACGAGUUCUAGCGUUACGAGGGGGGGGGGGACUUUUCUCUCUCCACAUUCUCCACGACUUGCAUAAUUAUGUAAACUUCUUUCCUAAGCUAUAUUUUUGCUUUACCUUCAAGGCAGGUCAUGGCAAGGACUUUCUGGAGCCUCUCUUAGAAGCGAAAAAAGCCGGGCUGAAGCUGGCGUUGCAUCUUUCGGAGGUAACAUUCUGCUGCCGGGACUUGCUCACUGAGCAGCUUCUCAGGCUAAAUGUGGCACCAGGAUUUAUUUAUUUUAAGUGAUGUGUGUAGGGUUCCCUGCGUCACCUGGAAGGAGGUUGUCUUUGCCAUCAGCGCAGCACUGGCAGGCCACCAUGGUGCAAAGCUGCAGUGUGACAGUCCCGCCUGUGUAGGGGCCACUUGUUCAGGUUGCACUGGCCACAUGGGAACUGUGCAUGGGCAAUAAAUAAAUUAGUAGUGCCUGUAAGUGGCUUACUACAAGGCUUACAAUCUAAAAAACACAACACGCAAGGGGAAAGGGACAGGGACAGGGAGGGAAGAGGAAAAUCAGUGCGGAGGCACCAGUUUCUAAAUAGCAGUUCCUGUAUUGGCCAGCCGGCCUGGUUCAGGGAACGAGGCCCCUGAUGCAAUUAGCCCUGCUUCCUGUCUCUCCCACUGGGACAGUCUGAGGCAGGGGUCAGCAAACUUUUUCAGCAGGGGGCCGGUCCACUGUCCCUCAGACCUUGAGGGGGUGGACUAUAUUGGGGGGGGGGGUGAACGAAUUCCUAUGCCACACAAAUAACCCAGAGAUGCAUUUUAAAUAAAAGCACACAUUCUAUUCAUGUAAAAACAUGCUGAUUCCCAGACCGUCCACAUGCCGGAUUUAGAAGGCUAUUGGGCCGGAUCUGGUCCCCAGGCCUUAGUUUGCCUACCCAUGGUCUGAGGAUGUGGCUGCCCCAAGGUAACAGUGGAGGGGAGAGGAGGAGGCAAUGGAGGGAUCCUUAAUCUUUUCCCAAACCUAUAUAUUUCCUCCUUCAAGCUGGCAGCUUGAAACGGCAAGCUGGAGUACCUGUCUGUGGGUAUAUCAUCUACUUCUUGUUUGAAUAAAUUUUAUUAGAAUUUAAAGAGAGAUACAAAGUUUAUUAUCACAUAUCUUUUUUAUCCAGACUAAAACAUUACUUUAGAUAAAAACACAGAUACAAAAGAAAGGAAGAGAGAGAGAACAAAAAAAUUAAAGUUAAGAAACUAAGGAACUUACAAUUCUUCAUCUGUCAGCAAACUAUAUAAACAUUAUUCAACUCAUCCACUCCAAUAUAAUCCCCAGCAUGACUACUUUCUAUAAACCAACAUUAUCUUCAGCCUUCAAACCAAAAUGCCAUUAUUUCAUGCAAAAGGUCUAUGAGAGCUUUCCAAUCUUUAAUAACUUAACAGUGACUUUUCUCUGAUUAAGCAUGCCAAUUUUGCCCUCUCAGCUAAGUCUAAUAAGUCUUAAAGGGAAGGGUGGAAGAAAAGCAGAGAUAUAUGUAAGUAAUACACCAAGAAUAAAAAACAAAAAACAACCCCAUGCUUGGCCAGUGAUUGAUUCCUUUUCAUCAGCAGCAAAAGACUGAUUCUAUUCUAUUCUUUGUAUUUACUUACUGCAUUUCUAUUCCACCUUCUUCCCUCCAAAGAGCUCACGGUGGUCGGGCUAGUUCUCCCCACCCCAUUUCAUCCCCCCAGCAUCCCUGUGCUACGCAAGGCUGAGAGGCAGCAACUGGCCAAAGGUCACACACCAGGCUUCAUGGCUGAGUAGAUUUGAACCCUGGUCCAACACUCGAAGCACCACACCAGGGGUUGGCAACCUAAGGCCCAUAGGCCACAAGCAGCCCAUGGGGAUCAUUUAACUGGCCCAUGGAUCCCCCCCACCCGCUCAGUUGGCUCCUGUGCGCCACGUUAACCAGCACGGAGCAGAGCAGGGACCACCUUCUGCGAUGCUGGCCGGCUUCCCAUUGUCUGCAGGAAGCUCCAUGCUAUGAGAACACACAUUAAAAUUAAGUUUGAGUUAGCUUACCAUUAAUAUGUCUUCAGUCCUAUUGGUAAUCUGAUGGAUGAUCUGGAACAUCUGAAAACACCUAAAGAAAGAAAAGAGAAUUGCAAUGAAUAGGCAUUCAUCAAAACAAAGGGAAAGUGGCACACUCCCCCAAAAUCAGCUUUUUGAACUCGUUUCCAGAGUUCACCUUUGUUUCAAAUAGAUUUCUGCAUUUAUCAUGCAUCCCUUCCCACACGCAUGCACCUCUGAAUUAAAUGUACACAUAAAAGGAAUAUUAAAUAUACAAAUGAUAUAAACAUAAAUAAAUAUAAAAUAUAAAAAGGAAGACAACUUGUCCUCAGCAUUAUAACCUAAAAGACUCAGCACAAAAGAAAAAUGGAUAGGGAGGGAGGAGCAAAGAAACAAACCUAAAGUUCAAGCUCUUACAAGUUGUUCUAAAGACCAGCUGGGAUGAAAGCAUUCAAGGAAGAGAGGCAUCAAAAGCGCUGGUCCCUUGGAUGCUGAUGCAGAGGUCCUCAUCCCUUCUCUGCUACAGCCUGACGCUGCCAAUUAAGAGCAUAUGGAGGCGUUAAUUAUGCAGCGCAGGAGGAACAGGAGUGCCAAACAAAGAGUUUGGUUGGGAAUUAGGGAUGAGGACGCAGCAUCAGGUCUGUGCUUCAUCUGAAGGUGAGCUGCUGAUGCUAACACAUUCAACCAUGCACAAGGCCGAAGUUGCGGCUCAGGGAUUUCUCCUUGCAUCUAAAGAGCAGCACACAUCCAUCUGAGCAACAGGUGCAGAGGGUGGGAAUGGGAUCUGUUGCGGGAGGAGGCAGCCAGGCAGAUGCUUCACCUAAUAAAUUCCAGCACAGGCCUUUCCUUUAAGGCUCAGACUUGAGACAUACUCACUCUUCCAGGCUUCUUCUCUUGCCCUUGUCAAUCAUGGUCAUUCCAUGAGGAACCUGAAGGUCUGGUUUCUGGGCCAUCAAUUUCUUCAUGGUAGCAGAACUGAUGGAGCCAUUCAGGUGGGCAUGCAGCUCCUAAUUCAGAAGCAAAUACGUGCUCAACGCUCCCCAAAUUUCAUUAGAAACAUUUUAAAAACACCCCCUUUCCCCCUCCCAGUCCCCUCUCUUCCUUAACCUUAAGCUGUCAGUUCUUAUUUCUGGCCGCCUACACAACACAAGAGCAGGGGACUUUUUUUUAGGGCCGCAUUCUCCUCUUGACAGCCUUCUGGGGGCCACAAGAAGUAGAAGUGGUUGGAUCAACAACAGUGGAUAGCUUCAAGAUGCUUCACAGGAAGAAAUUCCUCAGUGGGAUAUAUAAAUUCUCUCUCAUCAUCCAUCGGAACUGACUGGCAAUAGGUUCAUGAAAGACAAAAAUAAUUCUUUUUUACAGAACAAACCAUUCACUUACAGAAUUAACUGCAUGCAGUGAUGGUCACUCCCUCGGGGGGCUAAAAAAUGGAGGGCUAGCAAGUGUAAGAAGCUGCCUUACACCAAGGCGGACUCUUGAUCCACCCAGCUCAGUGAAGGGAUUGGGACCACGGACUCGCCAGAGCUCCUAACUAAAUAUGACAUAAUAGGCAUCACUGAAACCUGGUGGGAUAAGUCCCACGAUUGGAAUGUAAUAAUGGAGGGAUACAAUCUAUUUCAGAGAAACAGACCAGACAAGAAAGGAGGAGGAGUGGCGUUAUAUGUCAGGGGUGUGUAUACCUGUGAAGAGAUCCAAGAUUUAGAACCUCAAAGCCAAAGUGAGAGCAUUUGGGUCAAAAUUAAGGGAGAGAAGAAUAACAGUGACCUCAUUGUGGGAGUUUACUAUAGAUCCCCAAGCCAAACGGAGGACAUAGAUGAUGCCUUCCUGGAACAGAUGGCCAAGCAUGCAAAAGGAAGGGAGAUAGUAGUAAUGGGGACUUCAAUUACCCGGAUAUUUGUUGGAUGUCAAACUCAGCCAAGAGCAUAAGGUCAAACAGAUUCCUCACUGGCCUUGCAGACAACUUCAUUGUCCAGAAAGUGGGAGAAGCAACAAGAGGAACAGCCAUUUUAGAUCUGGUCCUAACCAAUGUUGAUGACCUGGUUAGUGGGGUAGAAGUGGAAGGAUCAUUAGGCGCGAGUGAUCAUGCUCUUCUGAAGUUUACUAUACAGCGGAAAGGAGCAGCCAAGCAUACUAGGACUCAAUUUCUUGACUUUAAGAAAGCCGACUUCAUAAAACUUAGGGAAGUGCUGGGUGAGAUCCCAUGGACAGUAAUACUAAAAGGAAAGGGAGUUCAUGAUGGCUGGGAGUUUGUUAAGAGGGAGAUAGUAAAAGCACAACGUCAGGCAAUACCAAUGAGACGGAAACAUCGAAGGUGCCAAAAGAAGCCAGGGUCGCUAUCUAAAGAACUUUUAACUGAGUUAAGAUUAAAAAGGAUGUGUACAAAAAUGGAAAAGGGGGAAACCACCAAAGAGGAAUUCAAACAAAUAGCCAGCACGUGUAGACACAAAGUCAGAAAAGCUAAAGCACAGAAUGAACUCAGGCUUGCUAGAGAGGUUAAAGGCAACAAAAAAGGCUUUUAUGGGUAUGUUCGUAGCAAAAGGAAGAACAAAGAAACAGUGGGGUCACUCAGAGGAGAAGAUGGUGAAAUGCAAACAGGGGACACAGAAAGGGCUGAACUCCUCAAUGCCUUCUUUGCCUCAGUCUUCUCCGAUAAAACAAUGCCCGACCUGAAGAAUUUGGAGCAAAUGAUUCAGCAGAGGAAACACAGCCCAGAAUAACUAAGGAGAUAAUACAAGAAUACUUGGCUAGUUUAGAUGUAUUCAAGUCUCCAGGGCCAGAUGAACUGCAUCCAAGAGUAUUAAAAGAACUGGCAGAUGUGAUCUCAGAACCACUGGCAGUCAUCUUUGAGAAUUCCUGGAGAACAGGCGAAGUCCUGGCAGACUGGAGGAGGGCAAAUGUUGUCCCUAUUUUCAAAAAGGGGAAAAGAGAGGACCCAAAUAACAACCGCCCAGUCAGUCUGACAUCAAUACCAGGGAAGAUUCUGGAGCAGAUCAUUAAGCAAACAGUCUGUGAGCACCUAGAAAGGAAUGCUGUGAUCACCAAUAGUCAGCAUGGAUUUCUGAAAAAUAAGUCAUGUCAGACUAACCUGAUCUCGUUUUGUGACAGAAUUACAAGCCUGGUAGAUGAAGGGAACACAGUGGAUGUAGCCUACCUUGAUUUCAGCAAGGCAUUUGACAAGGUGCCCCAUGAUAUUCUUGUAAAGAAGCUGGUAACAUGCGGUCUUGACUAUGCUACCACUCAGUGGAUUUGUAACUGGCUGACUGACCGAACCCAAAGGGUGCUCAUCAAUGGUUCCUCUUCAUCCUGGAGAAGAGUGACUAGUGGGGUGCCACAGGGUUCUGUCUUGGGCCCGGUCUUAUUCAACAUCUUUAUCAACGACUUGGAUGAUGGACUCAAGGGCAUCCUGAUCAAAUUUGCAGAUGACACCAAACUGGUAGGGGUGGUUAACACCCCAGAGGACAGGAUCACACUUCAAAAUGACCUUGACAGAUUAGAGAACUGGGCAAAAACAAACAAGAUGAAUUUUAACAGGGAGAAAUGUAAAGUAUUGCACUUGGGCAAAAAAAUGAGAGGCACAAAUACAAGAUGGGUGACACCUGGCUUGAGAGCAAUACAUGUGAAAAGGAUCUAGGAGUCUUGGUUGACCACAAACUUGACAUGAGCCAACAGUGUGACGCGGCAGCUAAAAAAGCCAAUGCAAUUCUGGGCCUCAUCAAUAGGAGUAUAGCAUCUAGAUCAAGGGAAGUAAUAGUGCCACUGUAUUCUGCUCUGGUCAGACCUCACCUGGAGUACUGUGUCCAGUUCUGGGCACCACAGUUCAAGAAGGACACUGACAAACUGGAACGUGUCCAGAGGAGGGCAACCAAAAUGGUCAAAGGCCUGGAAACGAUGCCUUAUGAGGAACGGCUAAGGGAGCUGGGCAUGUUUAGCCUGGAGAAGAGGAGGUUAAGGGGUGAUAUGAUAGCCAUGUUCAAAUAGAUAAAAGGAUGUCACAUAGAGGAGGGAGAAAGGUUGUUUUCUGCUGCUCCAGAGAAGCGGACACGGAGCAAUGGAUCCAAACUACAAGAAAGAAGAUUCCACCUAAACAUUAGGAAGAACUUCCUGACAGUAAGAGCUGUUCGACAGUGGAAUUUGCUGCCAAGGAGUGUGGUGGAGUCUUCUUCUUUGGAGGUCUUUAAGCAGAGGCUUGACAACCAUAUGUCAGGAGUGCUCUGAUGGUGUUUCCUGCUUGGCAGGGGGUUGGACUCAAUGGCUCUUGUGGUCUCUUCCAACUCUAUGAUUCUAUGAUUCCACACUUGAUUUUGUGUUUUAAUAAAACAAACAUUUAUAUACUACAUACUGUUUCCAAAAAACCUGCAAUAGAUCUUAUGGGGCUCUUGUUUUGGUUGGUUGGUCUGGUUAUUUCAGCUCAUAGAACUUGAAAAGGUGUGCAGUGGGUGACCAAAUGCAUUGAGGGGAUGAAGGUGAGCGCAGGGGCAUCACAGCAGAGACCCAUCAGAUUAUGCACAGUGGGCAGAAGGGCAACACGGUGGGGGUUUUCUUCCUCGUGAUACUGGAACCCAAAGAGGGUCCUCCAGCAAAGCUGAAUGGUGGGUUCAGGACGGUCAAAAGACAGUGCAUAGUUAAUCUGUGUGUCUUCUCUCAGAUCCCAAACCAGGAAGAGGAGACCAGGCUUCUUCUGGGCCUGCCACCUGACAGAAUUGGACACGGUACAUUUCUUCAUUCUUCAUCAUUGGCCUCAGGGGAUCUUGUGCAGCUGGUUCGGCAAAAUCGCACACCCCUAGGUAAGGAAAGGCGUUGAAGGAAAGAUGGAGGUUCCCUGGGAUUCACUUUCCUUUGCCAUUUCACCCUUGGUUGGCAGAGCUCAACUGAGGUUAGCAAGAGAACUGUGGCUGCGGCAGCAUUUUUUCAGGCCCGGUGGAGGCCAGUCCCUGGUGAGAGGAGGGGAGGAAGGUGGCUGGUGCUGAGCACCGUUGGUCCUCUUCUUCCUUCUUCACAACAUCCACAUCAAACAUUCUGUUUCUAGCUUCACAAGGGGAUUUGGGGGCACUUCCACUGGGAAAAGCUUUUCUUUAAUGCAGGGCCAGUUUCCAUGUGGAAGCCCCCUCAAGCCAGUGCUUCCUCCCAGGAGGUUUGAGGUGGGCUGUGCCACGUGCCACUACUGACACCAUCUCAUGUUGAGUCCGCAGACACAACCAGAGUAACGCCAAGGCCUUCACACUAGGGUCUGCGUCUUUGUGUUCACUGCUAUACUUCCGCUGGAAUGAGGCUUUGCUCGUGCGAGGUGACCACGUCCGCUUUAGGGCAAGUGCUUUGGCUGGCCUUCCCAUGCUUGCUCUCCCCGUUUGACCCCUUCUGAACCAGACUUCUCUCGUCUUCCUCAGAACUCUGCCUGACGUCAAACCUCAAAAGCCAGACGGUGCCUUCUAGCGACCAACACCACUUCGGAUUCUGGUACAACCUGGGUCAUCCCAUCGUGCUUUGCGUAAGGCACUCUGCGUUAUCCAGACACACAAAGAUGUCAGCGUGGAGAACCUCUUCAAAAACAAUAGGGAAGGCAUGUCCAAAGUCUGUCUCGGGGGCCUAAUCCGGCCCCUGUGGCAGUUUAUUUCCUGGGGUAAAAAAACCUCAACAACUUCAAUCCUAAAUAAAGCUCAAGGCCCUUCACUUCAUCAAAUCUGGCCCUCUUUGAAAAAAAGUUUGGACACCACUGCAUAGGGAGGAGGCCCCCCCAUUGACAUGUUGUAAUAGCCUUGCCAGAUCAGGAGGAGCCAUCUGUUGCAGCAUUCUGAUUUCCCACAAUAGCCAAUCAAAUGAUAUUUAUUUAUUACACGUUUCCUCUCCAAUAAGCUCAAGGUGGCAUCCUCAUUUUUACUCCGCACAACAACCCUGUGAGUUAGGCUAGGCUGAAAGGCCCAAGGUCACCCAGUGCGCUUCAUGGCCGAGCGGGGAUUCGAACCCUGGUCUCCCAGGUCCUAGCCCAAGACUCCAACCUUUACACCAUGCUACCUCCAGGAAGUCCAUGAACAGCCUUCCCUCUACUUUGUAUCUAGCAAGCAGCAUUCCCAGGUCUGCUGCCCCUGGGCAUGGAAGUUCUGCUUCCCCUUGUGGUGGAUGGCUGCUGGUUGAGCCAUCUCAUCAUGGCCUUUCUGGCACCUCCCACACCCCACGCCCUUCCGGCCUCACAAGCGACAGCCCUCAGCAGGGACAUCAGGAACAGAAAGUUUAUAUAAAAAGUAUUUUUGGAAGGCAGUCUACAUUGUUGGCUAGGAAAAUAUUCUGUGAUGCAGUCCUUUAAGUGCCCAAAGCCUAUAAAAUUAACCCUUUUACCAUUUUCUUUUACUGCCAGACGGACGACAAGGGGGUUUUUGCGACUGACCUGAGCCAGGAGUACCAGCUGCUUGCGGACACAUUCCAACUGUCCAAAGCACAGAUCUGGGAAAUCUCCUACAAUGCCAUCAACUGCAUUUUUGCUUCCAGUCAUACAAAGACGAAACUGAAGGAGCAGUGGCAUCAACUGAAAGCAUCUGUGCUUGAAUAGCCAUAUCAGACCACCAACAACUAUGGCACUCACGCUGCAUGCGCAGAGUGUUUUCUUUUUUUAAAAAAACGUAUUUUUUAUUAAAGAUUUCUUGAUUUACAAAA
Molecule: messenger RNA, 15210 nt
Organism: Podarcis lilfordi (Lilford's wall lizard)
Lineage: Eukaryota; Metazoa; Chordata; Lepidosauria; Squamata; Lacertidae
Source: the annotation of a GenBank genome assembly